AUGGCUUCAAGUAAUCCUUCAAGAGCAGCUACUGGUAUAAUCUUAGAUAGGCCAAGUUCUUUAAAGCAAACAGUUAGAGGUGUACAUACAUACACUAUAUACGCGCUUUCAACUAGACUGACACAUAAAGACUCUUUGACGUUGUCUAAACCACCCAAGCCUGGUCCGAACACCGACAAUUCUAAUCUCUUUGAGAGGCAACUAUUAUUACUUGUAAAUGAGAAAUUUCCGUCGAACGACAAAGAAGUGUUUGUCACCGGUGUAGAAAUUUAUGAAUAUCAUGAUUUUGACACAAAUUCACUUAAUAUCUAUAUAUCUAAAGUGGAUACUACUGGAUAUAGUCCUUGUUCUUCCACCCCUACCAAAAAUUUGUUGACCGCCUACAUGAAAUUCUAUUUAGAAGACGCUAGCAUUAAUAAACAACUUUUAUCGAAACGUAGAAUGAUCAAAAUUAAUGUUUUCGCACGGCCACAUCCCCAAUACCUAUUUCACCUUUCAGAGAAAAAUCCGACGAAGCGCGUAUUAAGUGACUCUGAAUUAUUAAAAUGGUGGAAAAGUAUUCUUCAACAACCUUUUUUACAUGACGAUAUAUGUAGUGUACAAGAGAAAACUCAAAAGAAACGAGGAUGGUUUUUUUUUCCUGGAAUGUCUUCCGAAAAAAUUGCACGCUCAUUUAUUAAAGAUAAUGUGGACGGUGAAGUGGAAAAACGUGAAAAUUUAUUCUGGCAAUAUGGAUAUCCGUAUCCGGAUGAAGAAAAAGCAAUAAAAGUUAUUCCUAAGUUUGAGGAUGAUGCAAAGUCAAGAUGGUUGGACACUGCUAGAGAAUCAUCAUUGACAGUAAAGAAUUUCUGGGAGUUGAUAUCUAUUGGAGGUGAAUUUGCUGGCGGGAAACAGGCCGGUUUCUUUUGGAUUGAGGCUGCCUUAGAAGAUGAUCAAGGUUUAGUAAAUCAGGAUAUAAAGACAGUGCCCGUUAUGGAUCAAUGUUUAGUAAAUCAGGAUAUAAAGACAAUGCCCGUUAUGGAUCAAAGUUUAGUAAAUCAGGAUAUAAAGACAAUGCCCGUUAUAGAUCAAAGUUUUAUUACGGGAAUAAAGAAAGAACUUGAAGAAGAAGUCGGUGGAGUUGUUGUUAGUGCUCACACGUAUGUUCAAGCGCUUGGGGAGCUUUUUGCUCAAGAAUUCCAUACUGAAGAAGCUGCAAUUGGGUCAACCUCAAAUUGGUGUCGUUAUUUUUCCGAACUACAAGAAAAAGCUAAUCCGGAAGAUUUAAUUAUUAAAUUUACGGUAGAUAAUAGUACCGUAACACAUAAUGAUAGUCAGCAGCUUAAUAAUACUCCGGUUAAUAAUUUGCAGAUGCGUGUCAAAAGAAAGGCAGUUCAAAAUGAUAAUGUAAAUUCAACAACAGAUCAAAGUGUCAACGUGUUGUCUCCUUCUUUGAUAAAGAGGGUUAAAAAAUAA
Dentiscutata erythropus is the source of this 1455-nucleotide messenger RNA. The record is from the annotation of a GenBank genome assembly. Lineage: Eukaryota; Fungi; Glomeromycota; Glomeromycetes; Diversisporales; Gigasporaceae.